AUGCCAUCCGGCGAACGCCCUCUAGCGAGGACCUCGGCGAGCUACGUGGCGUCCACCCACACCGGCCUCAACCUCGCCGGCAACGUGCACCUCUUCGACCGGCCCAGCUCGCCUUUUGGUCACGUCUCUCCCCAGUCGACAUCCGCUUCUGGAUCCCGGCACAGCUCUCGCCCGCAGUCUCGCAGGGGCAGCUCCUCGUACAUCAGCGCCGAACGGCCAAGCGAACCGGUCACCGCCUUCAUCCCGCAGCGCCUGACCGUAGACGCGCGCCGUCACGACCGCCGAAGCCAAGAUGACGGCGGCGGAGAUAGUCGCGCAGACGAUGACGACGACGAAGAGCCAGACUCGGACGCCCUCGAGUCCGACUCCUGGAGAGGCAGCAGCACCGCGCUCAACAGGACGAGAUACGUCUGGAAGAAGUCGCGCGGAAAGAGGAGGACGGCCUUCAAAGUCCUUAAGGACGGAGAGGGGAGGGACAGCCUGCUGCACGUAGCCCAUUCCCUCGUCCUCCUCUUGCAUUCGUCCCUGCAUUUCCCGCCGCCACGCAGCUAUACCGAGUCGAUCCUCGCACCCGGCGGUUUCCUCCUCACGCGCCUCUUUCCCCGCUCGAUGCGCGCACAUACGAUGCAGCGCAUCUACACGGCAGCCGAGGGGCUCGCCAACGUGCGCCGGAUCGUGCUCCUCGCACGCUGGAUCCAGGCAGGCACCGAGGCCGCCAUGGAGCGCAUGGCCACAAGGCCCAAGAUGCCGUCCUCGUCUCGUCCAUCAACCCAUGGAGAGCUGGCGCCUCCAUCCUCUGCCGCUUCACCUGAAAGCGAGGAGAAGAUCACGUCCACCGACGCCAAAGAGGAAGGCUUCAGCUGGCUCCAACCGCAGAGCCUGGCGCCCUUCGACAGUGGGACGGUGGAGAACGAGGUGAUCGAACAGCCGUCGACGUCUGCGCGGCCCCGAGCCGGGCCCGACGCCGCGGAGCAGUCGCAGCUUGCCACCGUCUCGACGUGGCGAGAGAUGUGGGAGGAGCGGCUCUCGACGCUGUGCGAUGCGCUCUCGGUGCUCGGCGAAGCGUGCGACGUGGCCGCCUUUAUGGCGGGCAGCGGCAUCUUUUGGCGCGCCGUCGGCUUCGCCGAGCUGGGCGUCCUUGGACGAAGGCGGAGAAAGGGCAUCGAGAGGGUGGGCGUACUGCUCUCGCUCUGCUCGGUCCUCUUGUCGCUGGCGCUGCUGCGCAUGCAGAGGCUGCGACUCCGGGCCGAGCUCCGCAGCGCCCACCGCAGGAUCAUCCAGGCCAACGACCGCAUCGGCUGGGCGAGCGAGCUGAGCGGUAGACGGAUCCCGACCGGUGCCGCCAUCUCGCACCGACAGUCGAACCCGAACCUUGCUGCAGCAGACGACUCGACGGCGCAGGGCGAGUCAUCGACGUCUGCUGCUGUAGCCGCCAUGGCGAGCGACGUGGAGAAGGAGAACGAGCAGCAGCAGCAGCAGCAGCAACAAACUUCUCCGACCGACCUCGCAGAGCCGUCGCCAGCGUCGAGCGAUCUGCGACCGUACGGGCCGGGAAUCCAGGAAGCGCUCGAGGACCUCGACGACGCCUCUUCGACCUCGUCCCGCUCGGCCGCUUCCAUCUCCUUGACUCGAUCGAGCGAGGUCGAAGGCGAAGGGGGAGGCGAUGCGAUGCGAGGCAGCCAGCACCCGCACUCGAACCGCCACGCCCUCUCGCCGACGAGCCUGCUCGAGUCGACCGAACGACAGCUGGUGCAGGCCGAGACGGACCUGGCGCGCACGCGCCACUCGCUCGUGUGGACGUUUUGGGACCGCCUCGCCUUUUUCGCCGACGGCGUCUUUCUGGCGUUUGAAGCCGUGCGCCCCGAUACCGACAAGGAGGCCGUCGAGGCCUGGUCGGGUAUCCUCGCUGGCGGCAUACGGCUGUGCAAGGUGUGGGAGCACGUCAAGUGGUCCCGCUAG
Pseudozyma flocculosa PF-1 is the source of this 1959-nucleotide messenger RNA. RefSeq lists its product as uncharacterized. Bases 1 to 1959 code for a protein of 652 amino acids. NCBI's taxonomy places the organism in Eukaryota, Fungi, Basidiomycota, Ustilaginomycetes, Ustilaginales, Ustilaginaceae. The record is from RefSeq and is a predicted model, not a curated record. The transcript is spliced from 2 exons.